Messenger RNA from Tetranychus urticae (two-spotted spider mite), 3324 nucleotides. RefSeq names its product sodium/potassium-transporting ATPase subunit beta. The record is from RefSeq and is a predicted model, not a curated record. Gene Ontology annotation, cellular component: sodium:potassium-exchanging ATPase complex. Gene Ontology annotation, biological process: intracellular sodium ion homeostasis; sodium ion export across plasma membrane; intracellular potassium ion homeostasis. Gene Ontology annotation, molecular function: ATPase activator activity. Lineage: Eukaryota; Metazoa; Arthropoda; Arachnida; Trombidiformes; Tetranychidae.
AAUUUUUCCUCUUUCUACAGUUUUCUCAUUGUGUCUUUUUGCUGUCUCUCACUUUGCUCACUCUGAUUUAAUUAUUUUAUCUUCUUACUUUGGCUCGAUCUAACUGCUGUGUUCAGUUGUGUUUUUAGUUAACUUGACUGAUAAUUGUGAUUAGUUUUUUGAUUAUUUAAUAAUCGGUGGAUUAUCUUAUUAUUGGUCGAGAUGAAUGAUACAAAGGAAAAAUCACCUCCCAAGCAAGAGGAGAUGAAAAAUAGUUUUGCUACAUUCCUUUGGAAUCCUUGGCGGAAAGAAUUUUGUGGUCGCACAGCUUCAUCUUGGGGAAAAAUUUUUGUUUUCUAUGUCAUUUUCUACAUUUGCUUGGCUGCUUUCUGGUCUAUUAUGUUAUUGAUUUUUAGGACUACAAUCGAUGAUAAACACCCUAAAUGGAAAUUAGAUGAAAGCCGGAUCGGAUCCAAUCCCGGUCUUGGAUACAGACCUCGUCCACCACGAGAAAGACUAGAAAGUACUUUGAUUAGAUUCCGAAGGAAUAACGAGAAAAGUUACAAACACUGGGUUGAGGAUUUGACUCAAUUUGUCCACGGUCAGAAUGCAUCUGAUAGCGGUGGAGCAUCGCUUGCAAUUGAUUGCGAAAAAAACCAAAUAUCAUCAGAUGAUCAGUUUUGCGCUUUCAAUGUUCGGGACAUUGGCUCACCAUGCUCCCCAGCUAAUUCCUUUGGUUAUCGUGACGGUAAACCUUGUGUGCUCAUCAAAUUGAAUAGAAUAUUUGAUUGGAAACCUCAAACCUAUGAUCCACAAGAUUAUAACAAUCCUGCUCUACCUCAAGAAUUGAGGGACGUAAUGAAGAUGGCUUAUGACAAAAAUAAGUCCAAUCGUUACAUUUACAUCACAUGCCAAGGCCAAAAUCCAAUUGACAAGGAAAAUAUUGGCCAAAUCCAGUUUUUCCCUGAACCAGGCAUAAGGGAUUACUAUUUCCCGUUCCGAAACCAGGAUAACUAUAAAUCACCAUUUGUGUUCGUUCAAUUCACCAAUCCUAGUCAUGGUUUGGUUAUCAAUGUGGAAUGUAAGGCGUGGGCCAAAAAUAUCAAGCACAAUCUUUUAGAGAGAGAAGGCAGUGUUCACUUCGAACUGUCCAUAGAAUAACAUCGAUAUCAUUUUCAUUAGUUUUAACAAAAAUAACAAAAAAAAUCAACACCACCACCAUCACUACCACCACCAACUUAAAAGCAACAAGAGUCGCAAGAGAUGAAAAAUAGUUGCCGUAUAUAUAUUAUAUAUAUUAUUAAUUUCACUCAUCUUAUAUAUAUUUGUUUUAAUUAACAUUGCGUAAACAUAAAAUGAAAUUUUAGUCCGAGAUCGAAGUUUUAAUUGCAAAAGUGUUCAAGUCAACAGAAAAAAAAUGACAGAUUUUUAUGUCUGAAGGCAAUAGUUUAGUAUUGGAAAGUUGUGAGGAAGAAAAAGUGAAUGUGUUGAGAAGAAGGAAAAAACAUCUUGAUUUUUUAAUAAAUCCAUUGCUUUUAGACUAAUUUUGUUGUUUUGAUAAAGGUAUCUUUAGUCUCAACUCUUUCAACCAAUUGUAGUCAAUUACAGAGAUAUUCCUGUUGAAGAGAAAAGAAAAAACAAAUAAAGAACAGAAGAUUGUGUUAUUAAAUGAAUUUUUGACCAUCAAACACUAAACCAUGAAACCACACAUUACACACACAAAUGAUAAAUCAGUGAUUAAAAAUACAAUCAACAUUAUUCAAAGGAUUCAAAGCAUUUAAACAUCACACAAAUCAUUUUAAAAUGAAACUAACCUCAUGUAACAUUUGCUGGUUUGUACCAAUUCGGAGUAAAUAACAUAUUCUGGUUUAACAUUGAAGAGACACGAAGAAGGAUGGAUAAAAACCUUUUCUUCCGACAUUUUCUGUUAUUCACCAUAAUCCAAUGUUCCAGUCGAAAAGUGGGAAACCAAAUUGUUGUCAUCCAAAUGAAGAGGCGAAAACAUCAAUCAUGAAAAAGAAGAGAAAAAGAAUUAACAAUAAUGCCAAGAAAUAAUGAUAAACCAAUUAGUUUUCCGUGAAUUUAUUUUCACCGAUCAGAUGGAAACUGGAUUGUCACAUAUUAACCAGAAGAAACAGACAAAUCUCAAAGUGUGUAUCAACAAUGUGUUGUCUCUGUAAUUCCAUUUGUAAAAGUAUCAAAUCAUCAAAAAAAGAAACGCUUUCCCUGUACCUUCUUUUGCUUCUCUUGUUUUGAAGUUAGUUCCAUGUUGUUUAAAACACACACACAGGUUAAACAAACUAAACAUUUAAUUUCAGAGAGAAAGGCAAAAAACUGACAAAACUUCCAUCUUAUUCUCUCAUCAACUGUCCUCUCUCAUCAAGAAUCUCAUCACUUUAUUUUGCAAUCAAGUGAAUUAUUAGUGUUUCUUUUCAUGAUUAGAUAGUCAGAUGAAAAAGUGUUCAACACAUCGGUGCAAAAGCAAAGAAGAAGCUCUCUACGACUUGGUAACUUUCUUCAAGACUCGAGAAGGCAAUAUCUUCUUAACCCUAAACAAGUCAAAUUAAACAAAUUUCACUAUUAAUUAGACAGGCUCAAUGAUAUGUUCAUAAAAAAAUCUGUGCACUUAACAAGUGUUUUAACUGACAAGAAAAUCAUCUUCAUCUCACCCUUUAAUCAACUCCUACAUCACUUAAACAUACACCGAUAAUAAGCAUUUUUUCACGACAAUUGACCAUCGUUAUUGUCUCUCUCUCUCUCUCUCUCUCUCUCACUCACUAUUUGUAAGAAUAAAUUGCCAACCUUAUUUCCUUUAUUAUCGGAUAAAACUGCCAUUGCAUGAAGAGAAAUAAUGAACAUGAAGACUGAUAGAUUUUGAAAAGGUAGCAAGAACACAGAUGAGCUGCAAGAGUAAAAUGAAUGUGUCUAAUCAUAAAUUCAUUGUUUCUCUCUUGUGCUCAUUAAAUUUCUCUUUCUAUCUCUCUAUGUCUCUUUCUCAUCCUUUAAUCUUCUGAAACUUUUUCCCUGGAAAAGAAAAAAAACCUCAAAAUGGGUAACAAUCAGCAUUCUGUUUAAAUGGUUUAAACAUGAAUCAAAUCUAAAAUACCUUUUACUUGUUACCCAAUUGAACCUUUUUUUCUGUCUCAAUUCUUUUCUUCUGUGUUUCUUCGUUUACAAAACUAAAUUCAGUAUAAUAUGAUUUAUAAUUAUACAAAAGAUACAAAAUUAUUAUUACAAUUAGUGUUGGUAAAAUUCAAUUGUGAUAAGCAAAUAAACAAACCAACAACUCCUUAUUGUAUAGAGACGAAACAAAUUUAAACACAUAAAAACAAAACUUCACCUUAA